AUGGAAGCUUACGGCAAGGUUAUCGAGGUAUUUUUGAACUCGUCAGAUUAUCUCGCAUUUGUUUGGGCUGCAUGUAACUUCUCCGAAGCUUUCAACUCCCUUAUGGAUGCUUACUUGCAGAUUGGAGAGCUACUCCCCCAGCUCCAAGUAUAUCAGCAGCAUUCUGUCUCAAACCCCUAUAUGAGAACAGUUUUGGCUCUUAUGUACAAAGACAUCCUGGAGUUUCACCGUGUAGCGCUUAAGUAUUUUCGCAAGUCAAAUUGGUACAAGCUGUUUGAUGCUGUCUGGAGUGCAUUUCUUGUCAAGCUCCGCGAACUGAAGGAGAAGAUGGAACGCCACAAGCAUCUUAUUGAAUCGCAAGCUUCUAUUGUUCAAUUUGAAGAGGCGCAGAAGUUUCGUGAGAUAGUGGAGGCCAACUUCAAAGAGCUGCAAACUGAGUUUGAUCGGCAACCAAAUUCAAUGUGCGAAUGCAAGAAGCGACUGCGCGAGUUCUGGGCAGUGGCUGAUUGA
Messenger RNA from Phaeoacremonium minimum UCRPA7, 510 nucleotides. Its product is annotated as putative nacht domain protein. NCBI's taxonomy places the organism in Eukaryota, Fungi, Ascomycota, Sordariomycetes, Togniniales, Togniniaceae. The coding region runs from base 1 to 510 and encodes 169 amino acids. The transcript has 4 exons. The record is from RefSeq and is a predicted model, not a curated record.